CCACGCACACACAUUUGUCAGCGUCUUGGCGGAGGGCAGAGCGCAGCCUCCUCUCAUCCCUGUGCGUAAAAAACACAAAGACGCAGGGAGGCGUGCGUCUGGUCGCAGCUCUGUGCCACACUCCGCUAGCUCUCAGAGGAGUUGGAUCUGGUUUGAUCUGCCAAGAGACGGGAAACAUCCACACCGCCUGCUUCGUCUUACCUUGACGUGCGUAACCGUUCUGCGCUUCAGACCGCACCGCUGGAGAGUUUAGACUUUCACCGCAGCGCAGCACUGAGAAAGUGAUCAGACCCCAGUUGGUGAGUGAAGAUGAUUCCCGUGCUGAUCUGUGUUUUGAUUUCUCUGAGUGCAGCAGACAACGACUUAGACACUCUGUACCCUGAACUGGAGCACUCCAGAACCAUCUAUGUCACAGAAAAUGGCCCUCAACUUUCGGUGAUGGCAGAACAGUCAAAGGUGGUGUCAAGGCGAGGAGGGAACGCUACCUUACCUUGCAAGAUCCAAAGAGACCAAUCACUGGCACCCAAUCGCAAGAUGAGGAUCAAAUGGACCAAGCUGACCUCAGACUACCUGAAAGAGGUGGAUGUUUUUGUUGUCAUGGAUUAUCACAAGAGAAGUUAUGGCAGUUUCCAUGGACGGGUCCACCUACAAGGCUCUUCUCCCAUGGAUGCCUCUCUGGUCAUCACAGAAAUCACCCUGGAGGAUUACGGGAGAUAUAAAUGUGAAGUAAUUGAUGGGCUGGAAGAUGGAACAGUGGUGGUGUCUCUUGACCUUGAAGGGGUUAUCUUCCCAUAUUAUCCCCGCCUGGGUCGCUACAACCUCAAUUUCUACGAUGCUGUGCGGGCAUGUCAUGACCAGGAUGCCAUCGUGGCCUCCUUCGAUCAGCUGUAUGAUGCAUGGAGAGGAGGGAUGGACUGGUGCAAUGCAGGCUGGCUGAAUGAUGGCACGGUCCAAUAUCCCAUCACCAACCCCAGGGAACCAUGCGGCGGCAAGAACACAGUACCAGGCAUUCGCAACUAUGGCCUGAGAGACAAGGACAAGAACCACUACGAUGUCUUCUGCUUCACCUCCCAUUACAAAGGCCGGUUCUACUACCUGAUCCAUCCCUCUAAGCUGACCUAUGACGAGGCCGUCAGGGCGUGUCAAAAAGAUGGUGCUGAGAUUGCCAAAGUCGGCCAGAUGUACGCCGCCUGGAAGCUGCUGGGUUAUGACCGCUGUGAUGCUGGCUGGCUGGCCGAUGGCAGUGUCCGUUAUCCCAUCUCCAGCCCCCGCCGGCGCUGCAGUCCCACAGAAGCUGCCGUCAGGUUCAGCGGCUUCCCCGACAAAAAGCACAAGCUGUACGGAGUGUACUGCUUCAAGGGCAACAACUAAAACACAAAACAGACAUACAAACAACCUGCGCACACGGACAGCACACAUUAGCAUGCACACACACACACACACACACACACACACACUAGUGAGAGAAAAAGAGACAACAAAUGCAUUCAAACUGUGAUAAUUUUUUCAUGGAAACCUUAUGACAUUACUGUCAUGUCAUGUUGCUUUGUAAUCUUGGACCCGAUACUCUAUGAGGGUUGGAUUACACAUAUUAUUUAAUCAAUAGAGUGCUUCAGGGAUGAUGUGUUUUUAUAAGCCAAUGCAGAUGUUAACAUCACACUGGUUCCCUCAAGAAAAUAAAAUAAAUAAACAAUUGGAUUUUACCAUUCAUUUUAUGAUUAUUGUAAUGAGCUCUUUUAAAAACAAAAGUUCAUGAUACAUGUUUUGUUCCCCAAAGAACAUUUUUGAAGUCUAAAUACAAUCCCCAGAAGUAAAAGGCUAAUGUUAGGGUAUAAAGCAACUACAUCAUGUACACACAACUUUAACACCACCGAGCUUCCAACUUGUAAGACACGUAACUCUUAGAAAAAUCAUGAGUGGGUGUGUACUGAUGUAAUUUAUUCAUGAAAUUAAAAAAACAAACACAGACAGACUUCAGGGCCAAGGUACCGGUAGUGCAAAAAUACUAACUUAUUUCUGGAAUAUAGGACUCAUUCCUGCAGCACUCUAUGCAUUUGAGAGGGGUGGGUUGAUAGGGUGGGCUACAGCCAUACUGUCUUUCAAGAAUGGACUAGGCAUGUGAAGUAAGAAGGAACCACGCAUAUAAACUGAGAACAAUUUAACAGCAAAAUGUCUCAUGGUUGGAAUGAUACUUUGGGCACUUAUCUUGUUUUAUUCAAGACCAGGAACAACUGCAAGCCAUGAAAUGCAGCUGAAAUGAGGCGUCAACAGAGGUCGCUAAGAUCCUCUCAAACUUGUCAGAUAGGACCACAAGCCUAGCACAACCAAACUGAUCGUUGCUGUCCAUUCUUAACAAGGUGCUACGACUGGUACUUUGUACUUCAUCAUAUCGUCCAGUAUUUUAGGUUUUUAUACAAAUGUGUUGGACCAAACAUCAGUCUCAUCACUAAAAUUAUUAGAAAAAGCAACAUCCAAAUGUUAGCAUUGCUUGUUUUCUAAGUAUGUAGAAUGUGAUUAUCUGAAGAUGUAUUUCUGUUAAUGAAUAUUUUUUGAUAUACUGUCGAAUUAUUUACAUAAUUUUUUUUUGUCUUUCUUGCCAAACUAUCCAAGUCGCUUUGGUUUACAUAAACAAAAGUGGUAAAAGUACAAAAAUCCACAGUCCUAAAAGAAGACGUUGAUUUUGCACUGAACAUAAAGAAGAUAUCUAGAAAAGAGGAUGAGGCAAACAAUAGUUCAUCUUAUCUGGCAAUAGAAGAUUCCUUGCAAUAUUAGGAAACGUAUCGUGUUGCAGAAUAGUUACAAUGAAGUAGACCUUUGUGGCUGUAUCUCUGUUUGGCUUCAACUUCACAGCAUGACAUAGCUUCAACAAGCACACAGCAAAGUAGCUCUCAGUGUAAAUCUACACACUAUCUAUCUAGCGCCUUGAUAAACUGCUAUUUUUGAUACAAAGACUGUAGUUUCUUAUAGUGAAUGAGCAGAGCCAAAGCUUUAGACCCAUUUGUGACCCCAACGCUCCAAACCUUACACGUGCAAAUCUGAGAGGGACAAUAGAAAAACAUUAUAAUUUUACCUGUUAUGCCGUAGUGGGAUGUCUUUUAAAGGGUAUUUUUGUGUCAGCACAGAUUGGAUUAAAGUGUUAAUAUUGCUCAGAACACACAUUUGAUCUUUAUCAACUUUGUCAACAAAAAGUUGUGAUGAUUUUUUUUCAUCGUGAAAAUUAUGAGUGAGCAAAUGAACAAUAAAAACAAUAUGAUUUUCAUCAAAUGUUAAUAACUCAACAAUAAUCUGAUAUGUGGAUGAAUGGACAUUAGUUAUUUUUGAACAUUACAGGUGGAAUGACGCUUUGUAGCUCCUGACAGCUCAGCUGCCCAAAACGUCUUCAGAUGAUGAUGUAGUGGAGAGCAAAGGGAAAACAAAUUCAUGGGCUAGGUGCACAAACUGAAAGAUUUAAAGGGAGCAGCAGCAAAACAUCUGGGAUAAACCAUAAAAAUAGACAGGACAGCACAUUAACAUUUAUAAGAAGAUAAGCUACGUAACAAUAUCAGGGGCUGUGGAUGUAACAUUACUUUCAGAUGGUUGUCUUUGGUGCUUAUUGGCUUCCCGAAGGAAUGAGUGGUUUCAAAUCUGGAAAUCUGUUUUAACCGCUUCUCUCAAGCUAAACCCAGACAUUGGACAGUAUGUUGUAAAGUGAGUUAAAGACAGCCAAAGCCUCAAAAUGGUUAAAACCUAAAAGUUAAGAAUGAACAAAAAACUGUCAAACAAAACUAGACUAAAAUGCCCUACUUGUUUGUUAAUACAAUGAAUAAAAAUUGCAAAAAAUUGCAAAAAAAUAAAUCAGGUGCCAUUAUUAACACUGCUCUUUCUGGGCAGACAGUAGACACUGUUGAAGAUUUAACCCACUUCUGGAUGACAGGUAAAAUAAACAACAUGUUGACUUUUACAGAACAAACACAGAGUAAUGUACAGAGCGCUGAGGUCACUGAUGGGACUAAGCCAGGUUCUGAGUGAGCAUGCUUUUCCUGGCAGCAACUGGCAACCUGAUUGCUAUCUCAGCUCUGAACUGGUCGACCUGUCUCUGGCUCACCGUUCAGACAAAGCAGCCAACCUGCAGCGGCCUGCUGAAGGAGACAGAAAUACAAUACAUUCAAAAUACCAAUAAUUCCUGCAUGGAGGUGCUGAGGGCUUCUUCCAUCGGGGGGUAUCAUUAACGGUGCACAUUGAUCAUUUUUAGCACACCCAGUUCGAGCUUGCACAGACGCUGGUUGAGGUCAUCCACCUGAGCCUGGUGAAGGGUGUGCAGAGAGUUUCCACGCUGAGAAAACAGUGACAGCUGGAAAACAAACCAUAAAACUAUGACUGGUUGUUUUUACAUUUCAGUUUGAGUACGAAUUAAACACAAGAUGUAACAUGUGAAUGUUAAUGUUAAUACAUCAAAUAAUUUUACAGGUGCAGAUUGUGACUCAUAUCUGUCUGUUGAUGAUAACUGCAGCCUGCACCCGGUUAGCUUAGCAUCGCAUAAAGACUAGAAAUAGAUGGAAACAGCAAGUGUCCUGCUUCUAAAGCUGACUUAUUGACUGAACUUAAACAAAAUGUAGGUUGUUUAUUAGAAAGCUUGAGAGAUGCUAUCUGUUUCCCCAUAGUUCAAGUCUUUAUACAGAACUAAGCAGAUCACGCUUCAUAUUUAGAGUGCAGACAUGAGAGUGGCAUCAAUCCUCUCGUGUAGCGCUCAGCAAAAAAAGUGAAUACGCAUAUUUCACAAAAUGUCUUUGAAGGUUUAAAGAAACAGCAAAUCUAUUGCCUUUUAUUUUUCGUGUAUUGUGUGACUAACUUUUCUCAUCAGGAGCUAAGUUCAUAACUGCACCAUACAAGGGACCCAAAGACAAAGGACAAUAAACGAAUACAUAAA
Molecule: messenger RNA, 4906 nt
Organism: Hippoglossus stenolepis (Pacific halibut)
Lineage: Eukaryota; Metazoa; Chordata; Actinopteri; Pleuronectiformes; Pleuronectidae
Product: hyaluronan and proteoglycan link protein 1
Exons: 6
Coding region: 310-1371 (353 amino acids)
Biological process (GO): cell adhesion
Molecular function (GO): hyaluronic acid binding
Source: RefSeq, a predicted model, not a curated record